AUGCACUUUUCUCGAGCGAUGCGCCGGCCACGCCGCACCGCGCCGCUCCUCCCACUGGCGCCGCUGCUGCUGCUGCUGCUGUGCGCCGCCGCUGGAUGCCUCGCCGCCGCUCCCGCCGGAGUUGCGCAGGGGGAAAAGGCAUCGCAGGAGCCACGGCAAGACGAGGGCACAAGUGACACUCCAAAAGGCCCAGAAGGUGGUGAUAAACAGCUGAGUGCUGACGGCACACAGUCGGGCAGUGGCGCGGGGCCGGAGAAGAGAGACACCGUUACGGCACCACAGAGCCCAGAUCGCAGCGAGAACGGGGAGCAGAAGCCGGCAAUGACACCAGCACCGGCGCCACAAGCGGACGGCAAGGCGGUGCUGACGAAAGCAAAUGCACAAUCAGAGGAAGCCAGACGAGGUGGGGACGCAGGCAGCCUUUCACCGAGGGUAAAAGGCGAGGUUGAGGUAAAAGACCCAGGUCAAGAAAGAAGCCAAGAAGAUCAAGUUCAAGUUGUCAAGGAAGAAGGCCAUGGUCAACAAAAAGACGAGAAAGUGGAAGUGCCACAAAAUACAAAAGAGGGUGGGGAGACACUCCCAUCAACAACACAAUCAGUCGGAGGAGAAGGAGCUGGUCAGCGCCAGGUUGAUGCGCAGCAUGCAACAGGAGGAAUUCCCGCGGCCACAACUCUUCCACCUCCCUCCGUCAGUAACCCUGCAGCCGGCAGUCCGGCUGCACAGAGCAGUGGGGACGGUGCUGGCACAGGCGCCACGCACCCCGAUGUCGCUGAUGCACCGAGAGGCAGUGCAGGGGAAAAAACAGUGCAGGGCACUGCCAACAAAGCAGAUCGGAACACCGCCACUAAGACCGACAGUAAGCAGGGGAGUGGAGUUGCUGGAGUUUCUCCCACGCCCGGAGAUUCUGCGACCGUGAGGGACCCGCAGGGGACAAGGGCGGAGAGUGCGCCGCUGCGACCAGCAGGCGAGCCCGAAGCCGUCCCAGAGGCGCCACGGGCAACGAAAACACCGCCGGAAGCCAAAGAGAACGGGAGCUCAACCGGAACUCAGCAAAAACCGGGGGAGGCCGCAGUUACCGCAGGGAGUGCGUCGGCCGGCGGUGUUGCGGCGCAAGGGGCUUCGUCGCCUUCUUCUCCGAGCGGCGGUGCUCCUGCCAGCAGCAACGCCGAAGGGCCCACUGAGAAGACUCCCGAGGCCGUCCAAACUUCUGAGGGUGCGCCGACGCAAGAAGAAGGGGACCAACAACGUGAAACUGCCGCUGGCAGUGCGAGGGACAAAGCACCGGCGGCAGAGGCCUCCACCAACACAACCGACGCAGCGACUCCGGCAGCUGGCGGAGCAGGAGCCGCAACACCGCCAGCCACGACCGCCACGAAAGCAGAGAAGCCGGCGCCCGGCGACAGUGACGGCAGCAGCGCCGCGGCAUCGCACUCCGCCUCCCCCCUUGCGCUUCUUCUGCUUGCGUGUGCGGCUGCCGCUGCGAUGCUGGCCGCGUGA
This is a messenger RNA of Trypanosoma conorhini, 1497 nucleotides long. RefSeq lists its product as uncharacterized. The record is from RefSeq and is a predicted model, not a curated record. The transcript has a single exon. Lineage: Eukaryota; Euglenozoa; Kinetoplastea; Trypanosomatida; Trypanosomatidae. The coding region runs from base 1 to 1497 and encodes 498 amino acids.